Daldinia childiae is the source of this 834-nucleotide messenger RNA. Its product is annotated as 3-ketodihydrosphingosine reductase tsc10. The record is from RefSeq and is a predicted model, not a curated record. Gene Ontology annotation, biological process: sphingolipid biosynthetic process. Gene Ontology annotation, cellular component: endoplasmic reticulum membrane. The transcript is spliced from 4 exons. Lineage: Eukaryota; Fungi; Ascomycota; Sordariomycetes; Xylariales; Hypoxylaceae. Bases 1 to 834 code for a protein of 277 amino acids. Gene Ontology annotation, molecular function: 3-dehydrosphinganine reductase activity.
AUGGGAACGAUACUAUCAAAAACGAGUUCCCCGUGGAGGACCGUGGUUAUCACUGGUGGUUCGCGAGGUAUGGGACUUGCGGCUGGACGUCAGCUCGCUGAAAAGGGGGCCAACGUCGUAAUCGUUGCUCGCGACCAGGAAAAGCUACUUCAAAGCCUCGAAUAUAUACAGCAAGGAGCUGUGAACCCUCAAACGCAGCGUUUCCUUCAGAUUAGCGCCGACUUGACCACCCCAUCUGAAUCUGUACGCAUCAUCGACCAGGUACAAUCGUGGAACUCGGGCAAUCCUCCAGACAUCGUGUGGUGUUGCGCAGGCAGCUCGUACCCAACAUUAUUCAUUGACACGCCCAUAUCUGAAUUCCAGACCCAGAUGGACAGCAACUACUUCACGAGCCUAUAUAUGGCACAUGCAAUCUUGACAUGCUGGCUAAAGACAUCACGAAAAGCCAUCGACGAUGUUCGAACAAGCAACACAGCUCCCGCGCGCCACCUUAUAUUUACCGCUUCUUUUGUAGCAUUCUACAGCUUCGCUGGUUACUCGCCGUAUAGCCCGUCCAAGGCCGCACUGCGAGCUCUCUCCGAUAACUUAUCUCAAGAGAUGAACCUAUACGCCGCAGCCCACCCAAACGACCCUCCUGUCCGGCUACAUACCGUAUUCCCCGCCACUAUUUACACUGAGUCGUACGAGGCCGAAAAUCGCAUCAAGUCUGACCUAACCAAGAUGCUUGAAGAGGGGGAUGAAGGCCAAACACCAGAGGUCGUCGCCGCGAGGAGUAUCAAGGGACUUGAAAUAUGCUGGGAGGUUGUGCAAGAGGAGGGUUUUGGAGAGUUUUAG